GUCGCAAAAAAACUAACUUUAAUCACUCGAUGACAGCCCCUUUGCCCUAACUUUGGUGGCGGCUCGAUCCAUCCUUUUGCCCUAGCUUUGGUGGCGACGCAGAAGCUGCGAUCCGAGGACGGAGGACGUCGGUUAGGGCGAUUUUAGUCCUGGAUCAAAGAAAAAGCUACUCCUGGGAGAGAAAGGUCUUUUGCUAGUCAGCUAUUCGUCCACCAUGCCCAGCGCGUCAUCUUUGCAAAUUUCAGAUAGGAACAUUGAUAAUCAAGAAAGCAAUUGGUGGCUUCUCCCUUGUCAAGCUUGCAGGGUAUAGCUUCAAAAAUCUGAUGAUUAAAGAGUUGUCUAUGCUUCUUAACUAUAAGCACCACAGCCGCAAGCAGUCACAGACCGCUGAAGCAGCCGUGCCUUGUCGCCGGUGUCAUCUCGACCACGGAUCACGUGUCUCUGAGAAACGACGCAUCAUCUCGCCGACUCGACUGCCGGCUUUUGGUCAACCAUUCUCAGAAUUUUCAGCCGGAGUGACCAUCAAUCCACCCUCGCCGUCAACAUAAAGCGUGGCUUCCCACUCCUCAUCUUCGCAAGUAGCGUUCGUUGUCCUUGAACAACUACUGUACCAGUCAUAUAGUUUCUAAUUGCCACAGUUAUCAGAGUAGGGUUCUGGGCAUUUCAAGCGCCUUUGCCUAUUAAUUAUGGCCUCGUCCAGACAAUUUAAAUUAGCGAAGGAGAGUGAGCUCAGAGUCGAGGUUGGCCCUGACAUGCCCCUUCGCAUUCGCCUCUUCUCUGGCACAGCUGAAAUAUUCGGUACCGAGUUGCCUCCUAGCAAUUGGCUCUCCAUCUCACCACGCAGCAAAAUCGCAGUUUUCACUUGGAACGGUGCCACCAUCGAGUUGGAUGGAGUCAGCGAAGUGGAGUAUGUGGCAGAUGAGACACCCAUGGUGAGCUACGUGAAUGUUCAUGCCAUACUUGAUGCAAGAAGAGCUCAAGCAAAGGCAUCGCAUAGUAACAAUGUGGACUCUCUGCAGGGUCCUAGGGUGAUUGUUGUGGGACCCACAGAUUCUGGGAAGAGUAGCUUGUGCAAAAUGCUUCUAAGCUGGGCUUGUAAACAAGGAUGGAAACCGACCUAUGUGGAUUUGGAUAUUGGUCAGGGCUACAUAACUAUUCCUGGCUGCAUAGCUGCUACUCCAGUUGAGAUGCCUAUAGAUGCAGUGGAAGGAAUUCCUCUAGAAAUGCCUAUUGUGUAUUUUUAUGGGCACACAUCUCCUACUGCAAAUGGUGAUCUUUAUAAAGUGUUUGUGAAGGAGUUGGCUAGAACCCUAGAGAGGCAGUUCUCUGGAAAUGCUGAAGCUAGAGCUGCAGGCAUGGUGAUUAAUACUAUGGGAUGGGUGGAAGGCCUUGGUUAUGAGUUACUUCUCAAUGCUAUUGAUACAUUUAAUUGUGAUGUGGUUCUAGUCUUGGGCCAGGAAAAACUUUGCAGCAUGCUUAAAGAAGUUUUAAAAACCAAGCCUAAAGUAGAUGUUGUGAAACUCCAUAAAUCUGGAGGGAUAGUUAUGAGGAAUCAAAAAGUACGCCAAAAGGCUAGGAGUUUGAAAAUCAGAGAAUACUUCUAUGGGCCUAUAAAUGAUCUCUCCCCACAUUCAAAUAUUGUCAACUUUAGUGACAUUUCUGUUUAUAGAAUUGGUGGUGGCCCACAGGCUCCUCGUUCUGCACUGCCUAUUGGUGCGGAACCUGUAGCCGACCCUACUCGAGUAGUUGCUAUUAACAUAAAUCGUGACUUACUCCAUCUUGUUCUAGCUGUUUCAUAUGCAAAGGAGCCUGAUCAGAUUAUAUCCAGUACUUGGCGCAUGAAUAUAGUAGAAGCAUAGGAAAGAUCAAAAGACAUAACGAGUCAUGCAUAAAGGUUGUCUUUAGUUUUAUAAGUUAUUUUUCAUUCAUCUCUAAGCCUUAUGUGUAUUUUAUGAUACCCACUUUUCAAAUCAAUUUUUGAAAAUAAAAGAACCAACCAACAUAUGCAACAUAUCGUCAUGUUGGAUAAUUGGGAAUCAAUAUGUGAUGGUGAUUUUGUUGAUCGCAUGGCUGUUAAUACACAUGCGCCAACUACUAUUUUUUGUUUUUAUGCCAACAAUGCAGGCACAGCAUAUGAGUUUAGACUUUCACAAAUUAAACCCUUUGGCAAUUGCUCAUCCACUUGUCUUUCCAACUCUACGUGGUCACUUGUAUCGUUCAAUAGGCUGGUAAAUUGGGCAAAUUUGCACAUUGGUGGCCACAUGAAUGAGUAUCUCAAUUUGCUCACUAUCAAUUAACUUUCCUCAAACUCCUCACAGCUCGUUUGAUACCAAAUAUGAUGGAACACAAAAAGAAUGUUUGAUAGUUUGAAGAUAUGUGGGUAGGAAUUCAAAAU
Messenger RNA from Zingiber officinale, 2395 nucleotides. RefSeq names its product protein CLP1 homolog. NCBI's taxonomy places the organism in Eukaryota, Viridiplantae, Streptophyta, Magnoliopsida, Zingiberales, Zingiberaceae. The coding region runs from base 687 to 1859 and encodes 390 amino acids. Gene Ontology annotation, cellular component: nucleus; mRNA cleavage factor complex. Gene Ontology annotation, biological process: tRNA splicing, via endonucleolytic cleavage and ligation. The record is from RefSeq and is a predicted model, not a curated record. Gene Ontology annotation, molecular function: polynucleotide 5'-hydroxyl-kinase activity. The transcript is spliced from 11 exons.